Pantherophis guttatus is the source of this 2037-nucleotide messenger RNA. Lineage: Eukaryota; Metazoa; Chordata; Lepidosauria; Squamata; Colubridae. The record is from RefSeq and is a predicted model, not a curated record.
AUGACCUAUCGCACCACUUUGGACCUUCUAUUCAAAUCCCAGAAAUUUGUUCCAAACUACAAAUGUGAUAGCCAGAAGAAUCUCAUGGCCAUCAUUGGGGGACUAGGUCCUGAUACAUCAUCCUUUAUGGCAGAAAGUGUACAUGUCUACAAAAUUCCACAGUUGACUUAUGGUUCCUUUGCCCAAGAAGACUUUCAGAUUACUAAAUUAUUUCCGCUUUAUUGCAUGGUCCCAAAAGAGGAGCAUCAGUACACUGGACUUAUACAACUUCUUCUGCAUUUUGGAUGGACAUGGAUUGGAGUCUUUGCUUCUGAAAAUAAGGAAGAACGUUUUUUGCAGAAACUGCAGUCAUUGCUUUCACAGAACGGGGUUUGUUUAGCUUUCACACAAAACAUUCCACAACAUCUCCACUUGGAAGAUUUGUCAGAAUUGUUAGAUUCAGUCUCAAUUAUUUCAAAUAAUUUGAUGAAUCGAAAAUCGAAUGUUUUUCUUGUCCAUGGAGAAUCCAUCACAAUAGCAUGGUUCAUAAGUGUCAUGUUUCUACGUGAUCCCAAAAAUAAAGAGAGUGCAUUAUUUAGGAAUGUUUGGAUCCUGAUGAAUUCAAUUGAUUUCAUCCUGCUGGGAAUUCAAAAGAAUUGGGAUGUCCAGUUGUUCCAUGGGGCUCUUUCCUUUACUGUGCAUACAAGAGACAUUCAAGGUUUUAAAGAAUAUCUUCAAGUCAUCAAACCUUCAACCCACAAAGAUGGAUUUAUUCAAGAGGUUUGGGACCGAUUGUUUGAAUGUUCAUUUUCAAAUACAGAAUUAUCUUCAACAAUCACUGAGACUUGUACUGGAGAAGAGAAUUUGGAGAAUCUGCCUGCACCUCUGUUUGAGUUGCAGAUGACUGGUAAAAGCUACAGUAUCUACAAUGCUGUUUAUGCAGUGGCACAUUCUUUGCAUGAGGCAGUGAGAUCAAAAUCCCAACCAAGAGAGAUUCAAAGGGUUGAAUUUCCUAAUCUGCUGUCUUGGCAGGUUCUUCCAAUUUCUGUGUGUAAUGACCCUUGCUCCCCUGGAUCCUGGAAGAAAGGGUUGGAAGGAAAACAGUUCUGUUGCUACGACUGUGUUCCAUGUCCAGAAGGGAAGAUUUCAAAUAAAAAGGAUAUGGAUGACUGUUUUCAAUGUUCAGAAGAUCAUUAUCCAAAUAAAGAAAAGAAAGGAUGUAUCCUGAAACUGGUGGUGUUUCUAACCUUUGAAGAAACCAUAGGAAUUGGUUUGGCCUCGGCAGCUCUUUGUUUCUUCCUCUUGACAUCUUGGCUACUUGGAAUUUUUAUUAAGCACAGGGAUACUCCCAUUGUCAAAGCCAACAACCGGUCCCUCACCUACACCCUCCUUGUCUCUCUUCUGCUCUGUUUUCUCUCCUCUUUGCUCUUCCUCAGCCAACCUGGCAAAGUGACCUGCCUUCUCCGGCAACCAACAUUUGGCAUCACCUUCUCAGUGGCCAUUUCCACUGUACUGGCCAAAACCAUCACCGUGGUUGUGGCUUUCAUGGCCACUAAACCUGGUUCUCAGAUGAGAAAAUGGGUGGGAAAAAAAUUGGCCUUUUCUAUUGUCCUUUUUUGCUCCCUCUUCCAAAUAUGUAUUUGUACUAUUUGGUUGUUCUCAUUCCCUCCAUUCCCUGAGUUGGACAUGCACUCAGAGCUCCAGGAAAUGAUUUUACAAUGCAACGAGGGGUCAACUUUCUUCUUUUAUUGUGUCUUGGGAUACAUGGGUAUCUUGGCCAUCGCCAGCUUUAUUGUGGCUUUCUUUGCCCGUAAAUUACCCGGCAGCUUUAAUGAAGCCAAGUUCAUCACCUUCAGCAUGUUGGCCUUUUGCAGUGUGUGGAUCUCCUUCUUUCCAGCCUAUAUGAGCACAAAAGGCAAAGCUAUGAUAGCUGUGGAGGUCUUCUCCAUCUUGGCCUCCAGCGCUGCAUUACUGGGAUGCAUAUUUUUGCCAAAAUGCUACAUCAUUGUUUUCCGGCCUGAGCUAAACCACAGGGGGCAACUUAUAAAGAGAAUGUAG